GUACGUUUAAUUGUACAAUUAAAAAUUAAUAUACAUAAAAUAUCUUAUAUAAUUAUUAUAAUAAUGAUAAUAAACAACAUCUAGGAAGAUGGUAUAUCAAAUUAAUCGCGCAUAUAAUGGAACGUAAACGUAACCUUCCCUUCCCGCACUCCUCUCUUCCCCGCACCUAUCAAUCUUUCAUUAUUUCCUCGUCCUGUGACCAAUCAAGACAAGAAAAAUCAAGAACGCUUAAAACUAUUCGUUUUCUUUUGGUGUGCUCAAAGUGUCAGUGACAAUAAACAGCUGAUCAUCAAUUCAUCAAGUUAAUUAUCAUCAAGUUGAUCAAUAAAACCGCUAGGAAUAUGAGAGCGUAACGUGGAGAACGAAGAAGAAAGAAAAUAGAAGCCAUUAAAGGUCAGUCCUUUCAAUUCAUUCUUCAUAUCCUAUCCGAGAAGUUUCUACAGUCCACUGCUCUUAAAAAACAAUUAAAAUACAUUAUUUACGCUCCAUAUUUUAUGGUCUUCGUUCGAGCCUGAUUAUGAAUUUAAAUUUCUUAAAGAUCGGAAUAUCUUGUUAGGUUAUUAACAUCACCGCGUGUAUUUGCAACAUGGCUACCGCUAGCUAAAAAGUGAAAGGUCAUUUAUUUAAUACGACCUAUACCAUCUUCCUGGACUAUUUAAAAUAUAAUAUUUAUUUAUUUUAUGUAAAUUUAUAAUUAAAUAGUUCUUAUAUAACUCACAUAUCUAUAUUAUAGUAAUUACUAGAUCUCAAACAAAGGAUUGCCAUAUAGGUACCUAUAGACAAAGGCAGUUCGUAGUGUAUUUGGUAUUGACGUAUUUACGAGUAAUACAAAGGCGUGAUAUUGUAGUUAUAUGUAUUACGAUUUUACGCUCGGUUAGAUAUUUAUGAUAUAAUAUUGGAGUAUUAUGGUAUUUACGUAUAGUAUAGUCGCGAUUCUAAAUUAACGCUACGCGAAUGUCAUACGAGUAUUAUUAUAACAUACAUACUUAAGUUACGUACCUACUUUUUAUAGCCUUGUUUUAGCAAAUGCACAUCAGAUUAGUGUUUGAAUUCUACCUUAUAUCAUAUUGUGUGUCGGAAUAAUAUGUCAUACUACGUUAGGAAACGGUUAGGUAAUUAACUUUAGCAUAUUUUUACAUAUACUAAAUUAUUUUUACCCGCGUUUUUUGCCUACACGAAUCCAUACCUACAUUUUAUAGAUUCCCACACUUGAUAGAAUUUAAAGUCAAACGCAUUUAUCACGGUUGUAUUCAUUGAGCACACCUACCCGCGUUGUAUAUUUCUAAAAGAAAUUGCAACUUUUUUAUAUUUACCGCAUUGUAGUACUUACACCGCAUUUAUAUUUAGUUCCGCGCGUUCGCGAAUUGGUUUUUUCUAUAAUUUACUAAUAAUUUCGCAUUGUUUUCGCAUUAAUCAGGGUAACUAUACCACACUUCAAUUAAAUUUCAUUUAAACUUCAUUUUAAAGGUAUUAUUAUCUUAUAAUUUGAAUUAAUUACCGCAUACAUUUAUUAUUUAACUUAUAUAAUUUAUAAUUUAAUUCUUCAAAAUGAGUAAACCAAGUGUUUCAUCUCCUGCAUCUAAAGAGCAAUUCAGAAUUAAAUUGUUGGAAAACAAAAGAGACGUUAUAUUUGCCUGUAUGCAAAAAAUGUUUGAUUCAGCGAUACAGGUAGAAUCUGAUAAUAGCAAACUAUCUUCUUUAUUACACCAAGCAUCCAACAUUGACACCUUGCGAAAGGAGUUCGAAACUAUUUUGGACUUGUAUAACGAGGCUCAAUUUAAUUUUGAUCCAAAUCAUAAUAUAAGUUAUCAGUCGUGGACCUCUUUUGAAGAUAUGCAUUGUUUUGUCAAACGUGUUAUACAUACACACUCAAACAAUAAAAAUGAAAAUUCUGAAGGUCAUAACACAAAUCAUAUUUCUAAUUUUCCUAAAUCAAAAUCUCAUCUGCCUCCCAUAGAUUUAAUGGAGUUUGACGGACAGCUAACAAGAUUCCCUUUGUUCUACCAGCAGUUUAAGAAUAUGGUUCAUGAUAACCCAAAUUUAUCAAAAACCGAAAAGGUUUUCUACUUAGUUGGUAGGUUGAAAGGCAAGGCUGCCUUAAUAUGUUCAGGGUUGCCAGCUACGGCCGAAAAUUACCCUAUUAUUUGGGAAUCUUUAAUACAGAAAUAUGACGAUCCGCGUUCAAUAGCUUGCGCAUAUUUAAAUCAAUUAUUACAAUUUAAACCGCUUACAAAUAAUAAUUCCAAUGGCUUGGAUAGUUUUAUAACUACUUUUGAUUCCUCAGUAGAGGCUCUCAAGCAGUUAAAUAUUGAUCUUACAGACUUUAUAUUUUUACAUUUGGCCACGCUUAAAUUAGAUGCAGAGACAUUGAGAAUGUUUGAGAUAAUAAACCGCAAAAAACAAAUUCCGACAUAUAAAAGUCUCAUAGAAUUUGUUAAGGAGCAAAGUAAGGCAAUUUCUCGGUCAGACAAUACGAACUUAGAAUUACAUCAAAAUAAAUCUUAUACUAAUAAGAAUAAUAGAUCACCGCCGAAACCAUCUACUAAAAGUUUCGUAACCACUAGUAAUAUAAAUAGUAAUUCAUCGUGUAAUUUGUGUAAAGGUAAUCAACAUGCUCAUCUUUAUUCUUGUCCUUCUUUUAUGAAAUUGUCACCGCAAGAACGACAUAUACAUGUUAAAAGUAAUAAUUUUUGUAAUCGAUGUUUAUCUACUCAUCAUAAAACUUUCAACUGUUCUUCGCAAUUAAAUUGCAAGAAGUGUUUAUCCGCAUUUCAUCAUACCGCUUUACACUUUAAUCAGAAAGAUAAUAACGAGUCUAAAGGAGCUGAGUAUAGAAAAAUUGAGUCAGCUUCCUGUUCCAACAUUAAUAAUGAGGAAACUCUAAAUACCGAAGAUUCUAACCAUUCAAUUUCAGUCUGUAAUGUUUCUUAUAAUUCUACUGACCGCAUCAAAACCACAACUCUGUUGGGCACAGCAAAGGUGAAGGUAUGUGACAAAAAUAAUCGCACUCAUUUAGUGAGAUGUUUAAUAGACCCCGCUUCGCAUAAAGAUUAUAUUACAAUAGAUUGCUGUAAAAAUCUUUCAUUACCAAUAAAUAAUCUAAAAAAUAUUGUUAAGGUACAAGGAAUAGGUGAAACAUCCCAAAAUAUAUUAGGCAUAUCGGAGAUUAAAUUUAAAUCUCGUUUCAAUGACGAAAAGGAGUACAUUAUUCGACCAUUAGUUGUCAAUAAAAUAACUUCUAAAUUACCAAAUUCACGUGUAGAUUUAACUUCAAUUCAUGAUCUAAUUAAAGAUAUACCUUUAGCUGAUGAUGAUUUCUCUGAGCCUGGACCUAUUGAAAUAUUAUUGGGUGUGAACAUGUACUGUAAAUUAGCAAAAACUAAUAAAAUAAGUAAUAAAAGAAAUAUGCCUUCAGCUUUUGAAACUGCGCUAGGCUUCGUUAUUAUGGGCGAAGCUCCAAUGGUUUCUAAACCUCUAAAUAAUCCCGCACAGUGUUUUCUUACUACAGACUGUUUAGAUAAACUUCAAGAAGGACCUUGGCCAAUAAAAGAGCCUCCUUCACGUAAAUAUUUAAGUCCUGACAAACAAAAAUUUAAGGACAAAAAUACCGUAUCCGUAGUCAAAAGAGAAAUCUGCAAGGAUGAGUUAGCCUUUUCUACGUCAUCCUUGAAUGAAACGGUAAAAAUAACUCACGAGUUUCUAAAAACCCACAACCAAGUUAAAAAUAUUGGUCUCCAUCGGCUAUCCGCAUUUAAUAAUUUUAAAUUUAAGGUUGACAAACCGAAAAAAGUUUGCUCAAAACGAGCUAAUCUUUCGAAUACCGCGCGUUUUUUUGACAUUUAGACCUUACUUGACUUGUUAUUAUAUCCGCUAAGUCAAUUAUAAAGAAAUUGAACCAUAGAUUUAUCAUUUAGUAUUUAUAAUAAUCGUUAUUAAUUAAAAAACCUGUAAUUAAUUAAAGUCAAUUUUAAAACCGCAAUGCACGUUUUUUCAAAUUUGAGAAACGAAUCCUAUUAACUUACAUUAACUUUAAUGUAAUAAGUUAAAAUUACUUUAAAAUAAGAUAUGAUUUUUCCGCGUGCGAUUACCCUUAAAAUCUGUCACAAUAGUUACAGUUUACUAAUCGCACAGUUAGUCUGUCUAAGUCAAAAAACCCACAGUGUACUAAUCGUACAGUUGGUAAUUUUACUUUUUUGUACUUCUUCAUAAUAAGGAAGUAUCUUCCGCAGAUAGAAAAACUAACUUUAAAUCAUUUCAAUUCGCAAAAUAAAUAUUUAAUAUUUAUAAGACAUUCAUUUAAAUGUUCGUAUUCCCGCAUCACGUUUAUAUUUUGCUGAUUUAGACAAUUAUAUUUGUCUUUCUUAUUAUAACCGCAUCGCAAAUUAUAAACUUUGCCAACUUAAGUAAAAAUAAAUUUAUCUAUUUAUGUAUUUCUAAGCCGCGUUUAUAUUUGCUAAGGUUGGCAAAUAUAUUUUCUUACAUUUAUUUAACCGCAUUUAUUUAAUCGCAUUUAAUUUACCCGCAUUUAUCAAAGGUACUCUUGAAGUUACUCGAGUGAACCUUGAUUCCCGCUUGAACGCCGCUAGGCUCCCGCACGCUGUACCUAAGGGACAGUGAUUAUGUGAUCAGUAAUGGUCUAUUAGUUUCUGAGAGAAUAUCGUCGACUUCAGCUUCUUCUGCCUCAUUUCUUAGCGAUUCAGUAAAGAUAGCUUGUUUAGUUGAUACGUUUGUUUAAUACCAAGUCUGUUGUAGUAAAAUGAACUUGCAAUUCGAAAGAAUUACUCGAACAGAUUUUUCGAAGUUAGACAACUAAUAAUUAAAUUGUCCAUAUAUAAUCACAUACUCAGGUACAUAAUUGAGUAGUGUUGAGACUUUAAGUAAUAGAACAAAUACCUAUGUUUCAAUCUAUUUUAGUCUAAAAUAUUUACAGUUUUUGUGUUAGAAUUUUCAUUUCUUUCAACAACAUUUAAAGUUUAAUUUAACUCUAGAAGUGAUAAUUUAACUAGUUAGUCUUGUAGUAAAAGUUUUAUUCGAUUGCCUGGUUCACUCAUUCUGAAAGAGACUAAAUAAUUAUCUCCACACCUUACAAGUGCGUUAAGAUAGAAUGAUAACUGGUAAUAUUAUUACUGUACUGUUAUUAUUAUAUUGGUAAUGGUAGAAUUCCGCGCAUCCUAUGAUAGCUCGUUAUAGUUAUCUCUUAGUUAUUACUCACUUAAUAGUUAAAAUCACAUACAUAAUUUACAUAAUAUAUUUUAUUUACUUAUUUAUAAUAAUAUUAUUAUAUUCCCGCACACACAAUACGAUGUUUUAGUUUUAAAUAAGUAUAAUAAAAAGUUUAUGAAGCAGAGACUUCAUGCCGAGGGGUAUGGUACGUUUAAUUGUACAAUUAAAAAUUAAUAUACAUAAAAUAUCUUAUAUAAUUAUUAUAAUAAUGAUAAUAAACAACAUCUAGGAAGAUGGUAUAUCAAAUUAAUCGCGCAUAUAAUGGAACGUAAACGUAACCUUCCCUUCCCGCACUCCUCUCUUCCCCGCACCUAUCAAUCUUUCAUUAUUUCCUCGUCCUGUGACCAAUCAAGACAAGAAAAAUCAAGAACGCUUAAAACUAUUCGUUUUCUUUUGGUGUGCUCAAAGUGUCAGUGACAAUAAACAGCUGAUCAUCAAUUCAUCAAGUUAAUUAUCAUCAAGUUGAUCAAUAAAACCGCUAGGAAUAUGAGAGCGUAACGUGGAGAACGAAGAAGAAAGAAAAUAGAAGCCAUUAAAGCCGCUGAGUGAAGUUAAUCUGCGGCUGCUCCCGCGGAGGCGACGAGCGCUCGUGCACCGGUAGGGGCUGGCCCAGCACCGUGCUGAGUCGCACCCAGUCGUCUGACGUGCUGUAGUCGGCGUGCGCUAUAUCUAGUGCUAGAAGGAGAAUUUAAUUCAUUUUAUGAACAGCUUAUUACGGCCUAUUACAUAGCAUUUUUUAUUUACUGCUUGAUAGGUUUUUUC
Bicyclus anynana (squinting bush brown) is the source of this 5985-nucleotide messenger RNA. RefSeq lists its product as uncharacterized. The transcript has 2 exons. The record is from RefSeq and is a predicted model, not a curated record. The coding region runs from base 1549 to 3843 and encodes 764 amino acids. NCBI's taxonomy places the organism in Eukaryota, Metazoa, Arthropoda, Insecta, Lepidoptera, Nymphalidae.